Molecule: messenger RNA, 1419 nt
Organism: Betta splendens (Siamese fighting fish)
Lineage: Eukaryota; Metazoa; Chordata; Actinopteri; Anabantiformes; Osphronemidae
Product: regulator of G-protein signaling 21
Exons: 6
Coding region: 549-1121 (190 amino acids)
Source: RefSeq, a predicted model, not a curated record
ACAACUUAAAACAUGAUGAUGCGAUGUUUGGUAGAAACAGCACACGAUGCGGUUCCACUCAUUUCUGCUGCAGGUGGAUUGUGAUCAUGACAACUGCCUCCACGCAUCAGCCGAGGUUUUCAAUUAGACUAAUUACAAAAACAAGGUCGCUGUCGUCCAGUGAGCGGAGCCUCACCUCCAGAACCUGAACUUGGUUCAGGCCUGUUACAGUACUGGAUCAAUAGAGACAAAGCAGGAUUCAGCCUUUAUUAGUGGGGAGCUCUGAACUGGGACCCGUCUGGACUCUGGACCAGUGUCUCCAGGAAUGAGAAUGACCACUUUCCAGGAUUUGGAAACACAAAAAUCACUAGAAUGUGAGUCAAAGAGUGUGAGGGGCCUGAACAGCAGCUGAUUGCAUGUUGUAAUCCAGAAGGCAUGUGGUACCUGUACCAGCAGGCCCUCAACGUCACAGGCGUUUCAUCUUUCCUGCCCUGGAACAAAGACAACGGUACCGUUUCCAGACGCCAGCGCAGAGUUCCGCUCCUCAGGACGUCACCAGGCAUGUUAAAAUGCCCAAACUUCUGCUGUCAAGGAUUCGCUUUUACGAAAUUAGGGAUUUGGUGCAAAAUGUGAAGCAGCCUAGAAGGACUGACAUAGUUUGUAAUUCAAAGAGACGCAGGAGAGAUUUUCAGGAACUUAUGGUACAAAACACAGAUGAUAUGACCUCUACAAAACACAGAUUUCAGACGAACUGUGACCUCCACCUCAACAAACUGCUGAAGAAGAAAAAAUAUUUGGCAGCGUUCCGCACGUUCCUGCAAUCGGAGUACAGUGAUGAAAACCUGGAGUUCUGGCUCGCGUGUGAAGACUUCAAGGCGACGUCCUCGGCCGAGAAGCUCCGCUGUAGAGCAGAGGCCAUUUACCAGGAGUUCAUCCAGCCCACAGCUCGCAGAGAGAUCAACGUCGACUGCCACAUUAGAGAGAAGAUCAGAAAGUCCUUGGCUAAACCCAGUCGCUCCUGCUUCGACGAGGCCCAGAAACACGUUUACCUGCUGAUGGAAAGCGAUUCCUGCCCCAGAUUCCUACAGUCCGACGCCUACCUGAGUCUAAAGCACAAAUCCAGAACUCUGUGGUACAUUUAGAGGGAAACCAAGCUAUUACUCUUAAAACACUGUAUCGGGACUGUUUGUGUUGUUUUGUUUUUCCUAAUCUGGUUGAAUGCAAAGUUAUUUCACGUCGUAUGAAAGUAUAAAACCAAUUAAGUGCAACUUGUUUAAACAACAAGGUGUCGAGCUGCACAAUGGUGUGAUGUUGUACAGCUGCUGAUGCAUGUGAGAGCAGAGUUUAGGCUUUGUGUCGACUGAAAGCUGCUGCAAGCUGAGGUUCAGUAUUCAAUCAUUCAAAAGAUAAUGAUAAAUAUAAUAAAUGUUCUUUCUGACA